ACUAAUUCCCUUUUUUUCUUUGUUUGCCUAGUGAGAACUCAGCAGAGGUCCUAGCAGUAGAUUCUAACAAUCAGUCGAAGUCCCCACUGGAGAAGUUUAUGGUCAAACUGUGCACUCAUCAUCAGAAGCAAUUCAUUCGUGUUCUGAGUGACCUGUACACUGAAUCUCAGCCAGGAACUGAGGACCUGCAGCCUUCAGAUUCUAGAGCAAUGGAGACAUCCACUUGCAGUGCUGCCUGUGUCCAGCUAAGCAACAGGCAUAAGGAACAGGAUGCUGUGUGUCUUGGUAGGAAGUCGCCCUCGUCUGUAGAUUCAUUCAUGGACUCGUCGGGCUCUCAUAGCUCUCUACACGUGACUGAACAGAUCCCGAAGGAACCUCCUCCUGAGAUAAUCUCUGUAGAUGGAAGAGACAAUGCCUUGACUGUUGUCCAGAAAGAUUCCCCUGAACUUGCAGCUACUCAACCUAAUUCUGGCAGUUCAACAAAUAGUUCUGCUCUGGGAUACCUCACUGCACCUAAUUCUUCCUCAGUGAACUUCCACUACAUCUCUAAAAGCUUGGAGGGACAAACCACUGCACAGGAGCAAGACACAAAUAUGAAAACAUGCGAGGAUGGUAAAGACCAUGUGCAGAGUUCAGCUUUAAUAGAAAGUCUAGUUGCAGUAAAAAAGACAUCUGAGAAUAGUGAAGAGGGCAAUAGCUGUAUUGUUUCUCAAAGAAAUUCAUUCAAAGCUUUAUCAGAAGAGAGGUGGGACUCAGGGUUUAUGGGGAACUCACCUAGAAGUGCUGACAAAGAGAAUGCUUUACAGAGUAGCUCAAAAACACCUUUGUGCCAGGAUUUAGAGGCAAACGAACAAGAUGCAAGGCCAAAGCAAGAGAACCAUCUUCACUCGCUAGGAAGAAGUAAGGUGGGUUACCACUCACAUCCCAGUGACAAGGCCCAGUUUGAUCAUUCCAAAGAUGGUUGGUUGGUCCCCAGUUCUAUGCCAGCUAUACACAGAGCAUCUAAUGGGCAUUCAAGAAACAAGAUGAUAUCACCCUCCAUCAAGACUGCUCGGAAAAGUAAAAGGGCAUCAGGGUUGAGGAUAAAUGAUUAUGAUAACCAGUGCGAUGUUGUUUAUAUCAGUCAACCAAUAACAGAAUGCCACUUUGAGACUCAACGAUCCCUAUUAUCUUCUCGGAAAACAGCCAGGAAGAGUACUCGAGGAUAUUUUUUCAAUGGUGAUUGUUGUGAACUGCCAACCGUUCGCACCCUGGCCAGAAAUUUACACUCCCAGGACAAGGGGAGCUCAUCACUGGCGUCAGCAGCAGUGGUGACUCCUAACCCAGACCUUAUAGUUCCAUCCCCGAGGUGCCUGGUGGAUGUGCAGCUUCCUAGAGAAGACAGCCCUGAAGAACCUAGUAAGGAAAUAACCUCCCUCAGGGAGAAAAGCAGAGACACUUCACCUGCAAAAGAGUCUCAGGACCCUGAAGUUCGCCCCACGAUGAGUGAACCCAAUUCUGGCAGUUCCCCUAGGUCAACAGAGACGACAGCAUCCAGUGUUCUGUGUCAUCUGUCUGGUCACCUCCCUGACAAGGACAUGCUGGAAGGCAAUAGUGUGGUCUCAGCUCCCACAACAAAUGCAGUGUCUUCCCCUGAAAGAGACCAACAACCACGUGCCCUGCUGGAUGCAGUGGAGGUGAAUGUACUCCAGGACUUCCAUCUGCUUCCCACAACUGACAGCAUUUCCAGGGAAGGUGGUGAAGACCUUCUGAGGCCUCAGUCUUCUCCAGAAACAGUCAGCAGAGAAGAAAGCCUUCUGUGUUCAGAAAAUCAAAGUUCCCCCAUGGCCCUGGACCCUCCCCUGAAUCUAGGACAGGCUGAGCGCAAUCAAAGCAUCAGUACCGAGGCCCAGACUGGAGACACUCAGGAGCUAGGCACUGACUCACUCCUGCUGGAAAGCAGCACUUUCAGUAAUGAAAAUCUUGGUGAGAUCGAGGGAGAUGAGGGAGGUAAGGCAGCAAGUAGCACAGGACAACUGGAAGAAGUAGACAGUGACUUAAAAUAUUCUUCAGAAAAAGAUAUGUGUGGUCCAAACAGUGACUCACCUGAAGAGAAUUCAGACAAGAAGAAAAGAGGUAAAAAGUUCCUUGAGACCUCUGACAGGUGCCUAAGAAGUCAACUUUCAGAGUCUUCCUCUGCUGAUAGGUGUCUAGGAAAUCAAAGUUCAGAUUCUUCGUCUGCUUGUCUUGAGGUCCAGGUUUCUAAAAAUCCUGGUGCAAAGCAUUCUAAAAAAGAAGACUCUGGUGGGACAACACCUGAGGACUUGCCAGCUGACAGUGUCCCUAUAGAAGAUCUAGAGGACAUGGAAAACCUGAAUGUCAAUGAAUGCCCCUCUGAGAGUGAUGCAGAGCAGGAGGGUGAAGGAGGUGGGAUCAUCACAAGGCAGGCUUUUAAAAGCAUGCUGGCAAAAGAAGUCCAGAGGGAAGAAGGGGGACCUUUCCCCAACAGUGACCCCAGAACUGCAGUUGGCCAGCCACUGCAUGGAGAGAGGCUGGAGAUCUAUGUCCAGUCCAAGGUGAGUGAGAAAGAUGCUCACCUCCCCUCAGAAAGCAUGACUUAUAAGAGGGACCCAGAGCAAUCAAAAGAGAGACCAGGACACAGACCUGCACAAGAGGUGGAGGCAGCUGCAAAUGAGGUAGACAGUGAGGACACCCAGCAAAAAGAUGAUGCCAAGUUUGUUCCAUCUGGCUCCUGUGGGAUUUCAGGUAGUCAAGGUGAAGACACUGCUGAGCCACCAAAGUUGGUAGCAAGGCCUAAAAGAUUGACCUCUUCAACCUACAACCUGAGACACGCUCAUUCUCUGGACUCCUUGGAUAUGAUGAAAGUGUCUUCAGAAAAGGAAGGUGCACAAGUAAACCCCAUGCCCAGGGAAAGUGAAGGUUUGGAAAGUGCAGACCCCUUAGAUGAGGACGAUGUGGACACGGUGGUGGAUGAACAGCCCAAGUUUGUGGAGUGGUGUGCUGAGGAGGAGAACCAGGAGCUUAUCGCCAACUUUAAUGCCCAGUACAUGAAAGUUCAGAAGGGCUGGAUCCAGUUGGAGAAAGAAGCUCAGCCAACAGCAAGAGCAAGAAAUAAGUCUGAUAAACUGAAGGAGAUUUGGAAAAGCAAAAAAAGAUCACGGAAAUGUAGGGGUGCAUUGGAGAGUCAAAGAAUUUCCCCUGUUCAGAUGCUGUUUAUGACCAACUUCAAAUUGUCUAAUGUUUGCAAGUGGUUUUUAGAGACAACUGAAACACGGUCUCUGGUCAUUGUGAAAAAGCUUAAUACUCGUCUUCCAGGAGACAUCCCCCCUGUCAAGCAUCCUCUUCAGAAGUACUCUCCUUCCAGCCUGUAUCCUAGUUCACUGCAGGCUGAACGCUUGAAAAAACAUUUAAAGAAAUUUCCUGGAGCUACUCCUGCUAGGAAUAAUUGGAAAACACAGAAGCUCUGGGCUAAACUUCGAGAGAGUUCUGACCAAGUAGAGCCAGACAGCAGCAGUGAUGUCAGCCUCGGGCCUAAUUCUGAAGAUAGUGUGGAAGUCAAGGAAGGUAGAAAUAGCCAUCCUCCCACGAACUCUCCCACUCCAGCCAGCACCCGGAUCCUUAGAAAAUACUCUAAUAUCCGAGGGAAGCUCAGAGCCCAGCAACGAUUGAUAAACACAGACAAUACACUAGGUGUGACUUCAGAAACUAAGCAGAGUCGGAAGAGCGUGUGCAUCAACCCUCUGAUGUCCCCCAAGCUCGCCCUCCAAGUGGGUGCAGACGGCUUUCCUGUUAAGCCCAAGAGUGCUGAAGGAAUAAAAGGAAGGAAAGGGAAGCAGAUUCCUGAAGUCUUGCUUAAAGCUGAAGGACAGAACAAACGCAAGAGGACAGAAGGCAGCGGUGCUCAGGACAGUAAGGACAGGGGGCCAGCAAUGAAAGCUAGCAAAGAAAAGCAUGUAGAUGGAGCCACCCGCGCCCCUCCUGCUAAGAGGCUGGCCACAAGGGACAAAACUAGCCAGCUGCCCAGAAAGAUGUCUCCGAAAGAGAAUACAGUGAGGAUCCCUAAAAAGCCCUUUCGGAAGAGCUGCCCUCCUUCCAGGAAAGAAAAAGAGAAUACAAACAAAAAGCCUACCCAGACCACUGCCUCCUCAGAAGCACUGAGGAAAUCUUCAAAACAUACAAAGCAAAAGGGGGCCAGUGAAUCCCCUUCAAGGCCCCAGAAAGCCACAAACAGGAAAUCAAGCAGUGGGAAGACCCGGACCAGACCCUUGACAAAAAACCCAGAAAGCAGGGCAGCCCAGAGAAAACGAAAGCUCAAGGCAAAGAUGGACUCUGCCCAUAACAAACGAAGGCGACUGGAUGCAAAGUGAUGGAAGGAUGGCAGCCAAGAGAGGAACUGUUGUAGAAGUAACCUUUUAUUUUGCAUUAACUAAAUCUGCUUUUAUAAGCUUAUCAAGCCUUUCAAUUUACAGUUAAUAGAGAACACCACAGUUUGAGAUCUCAGAAAAUGUGUCUCAGGUGGAGAAGGGAACUUACAGAGUCCUUCUCUGAGGCUAAGGGAAGUUAUAUAUUAUAUUCUGGUUGUUCCUUGGGUUUUAAACUUGGAACCAAGAAGUUUUCGUUUUAAAAAGUACAGUGCCUUAUUUAUCCUUUUUGUUUUUAAAUUUACGAAAGCUAAAAAGCUGAUCUAUGUGAUUAAAGGCUUGUAUUUUAUACUUGAUGCACAAGCACUUGUACUGUAGCCAAGAAGACCACCACCACGCACGAGAAAGGAGCUAUCAGCAGCCACCCUGCCCCCUUUGCAAACCACAGCAGAACUUCCCACUCUGUCUUGUUUGUUUUCUGCUUAAGUGAUAUUUGAAAGCUAAACCAAAUCAUUUCUAUGGUAUGUGGAGAAUGUAGAAGAUUUAUAUUAUCUUAAGAGAUUAGUAUUUUUGUUGCCCUCUUUUAAAAAAUCAUGUUCAUUUUUGGCCACUCUUCUCACUUUUUUUUUAAUCAUUUGAGAAUAUGUUUUUUAAAUUGUGUGCCCAUGAGACAAAAGAUGUGGUACAGUGUUAAUUUUGGUGUAUGACCUCUAAAAAUUAUUUGCACCCCCAAACUAUUUCUAAUGCUUAUUAUCCAUCUUCUUUGGUUUUGGCCUUGCAUUCUUGCUACACUCUUUCAUUCUGUUUUGGCCAAAAGAAAAAACUUGUUUUCAGCUUGUAAUGUAAUUUGAUGAUGAUUAGAAUGAGAAUGACUUCCUUACUUCCUUUCUUACCCAGAGUACUGCCUAUUCAGAGAAAGCCAAA
Messenger RNA from Castor canadensis (American beaver), 5285 nucleotides. Lineage: Eukaryota; Metazoa; Chordata; Mammalia; Rodentia; Castoridae. The record is from RefSeq and is a predicted model, not a curated record.